Synchiropus splendidus (mandarinfish) is the source of this 1694-nucleotide messenger RNA. RefSeq names its product HscB mitochondrial iron-sulfur cluster cochaperone (gene hscb). Bases 830 to 1624 code for a protein of 264 amino acids. Gene Ontology annotation, molecular function: ATPase activator activity; protein-folding chaperone binding. Gene Ontology annotation, biological process: protein complex oligomerization; [2Fe-2S] cluster assembly. The record is from RefSeq and is a predicted model, not a curated record. Gene Ontology annotation, cellular component: mitochondrion. Lineage: Eukaryota; Metazoa; Chordata; Actinopteri; Syngnathiformes; Callionymidae. The transcript has 6 exons.
ACUCCAGUGUCGGAUGCUGCUGGUGGAGAACAAGCCACUCUUUGUGUGUCCAUGAGUCUUCUAGGAGCAGCUCCAAUCUCGGUGCCAUGAGUUUCACGAACUGUUAAGGAAAAGGGGACCUGGGGGAAACUGGUUCGAGCCGUUUUCCUGCACAGGUCAUCAGAAAUAACAAGGGCUGGUUAAUAAUUCAUUUUCAUUUGGACAGGACGAACAAUAGCGGGUGGUUUCAGAUAAGUUAGGACAUUUUGAAACAGAUAUUCAUCAUGACCUGGUGUCCAUCAGUUUAUUAUUAUUAACAAUAAACUGUAUUUGGCAUCAAGCAUGAUCGCUGACAAAGCGUCUCAGCAAGAUGUCGACACUGCUCGUUUCACAAUUGCGAAAUGACAUUCACACAUCUGUUAGCAUUUACACACACCAAGAGUCGUGUCCGUUCGUAGUCAACACAGCAACAUUAACGAGCUUAGCUAGCUACGCCGUUGUUUAGCUUCAAGCUAACCCGGCUCUUCAUGCCAGCUGCUACUUUAUCGCACUAUAUACCAAACCUUUCGACUCGAAAAGACUGAAAUGAAAAUGUUCAACUUACUACAUUCGGUAGUUUGUUAUAUGAAUCCAGUGCCUUUUUAAAAUAGUAAAAUGCUAACAGUUCGCCUGCUAGCUGUUGUUUUCCCCACCAGCGUCGCGUCAGUUUCCCCUCCGAACCAAAGGGGGCGUUAACGGCAGAGGAUAGUGAGCGCGCACUUCCUGUUCGGAGCUGGAGGAUGUGCAUGUUGCUGGGAGCAGCCGGUUUUAUGCAAGAAACAAUUUGAAACUUUUGAUUCUUCCUCUUGAGAUGAUGAACGUUUUACGACUCGUCUACUCAUCCAGAUCUGCCUGGCGACGGACGUGUCAAUCCGGGUUUCAGACUGUUACCUGUCCUGUCAGUAGUUUUUCAAAUGGACCACUGAAGGACACUUGUCAUAAUAAGGAGAAACGCGGUGUAGCUUUUAGUCGUCGUCUCGUUUCUGUGAGGGAUCUUUGCACGGGGCGCGUUGACAUGAACUGCUGGAAUUGUCAUCAUCCUCGGGACAGAACUCCUGCGUUCUUCUGUCUUUCCUGUAAAGUUGUCCAACCCCCCGAUGAACACUUGAAUUACUUCAAGAUCAUGGAUUGUGAACGAAACUUCACACUGAACACUCAGAAAUUGCAAAAAACGUACCUGCAGCUGCAGCGACUUCUUCACCCUGACAACUUCAGCCAAAAAUCACUGAAAGAGCAAGAGUUUUCAGAGCACCAGUCGGCUCUUGUGAACAAAGCGUACAACACUCUGCUGAAGCCUUUGAGCCGUGGACUUUACAUGCUGGAGCUGGAGGGGAUGCAUAUAGAAGAGGGGACUGAUUCCGCAGCAGAUUCAGUGUUUUUAAUGGAGCUGAUGGAGAUCAAUGAAGCUCUUGAUGAAGCCCAGACUCCUGAUGUGGCCAGUCAGAUCGGAAAAGAGAUGAAAGGAAAGCUGGCAGGUUUGACGGAGAAGAUAGACGCUGCCCUGCGGAAAGGAGAGCUCCAAGCUGCCAAACAACUGCUUGUGCAAAUGAAAUAUUUUGCAAACAUAGAGGAGAAAGUAAAGGAGAAACUCGCUGAAUUCAUGUGAAGGAUAUUGUAGUUACUGUAUUUAAAGUAUGUUUUUAAUAAAGUUUGUGCUGUAUAUAAGACAAACUGUG